This is a messenger RNA of Melospiza georgiana, 5597 nucleotides long. RefSeq names its product DENN domain containing 5A (gene DENND5A). Gene Ontology annotation, molecular function: guanyl-nucleotide exchange factor activity; small GTPase binding. Bases 25 to 3993 code for a protein of 1322 amino acids. The transcript is spliced from 24 exons. The record is from RefSeq and is a predicted model, not a curated record. NCBI's taxonomy places the organism in Eukaryota, Metazoa, Chordata, Aves, Passeriformes, Passerellidae.
UCCGCGCGCCCCUCGCCCUGCAGCAUGAGCGGCGGCGGCGGCGGCUCCUCGGCACCCGGCCGCUUCGCCGACUACUUCGUCAUCUGCGGGCUGGACACCGAGACCGGGCUGGAGCCGGACGAGCUCUCCGCUUUAUGCCAGUAUAUACAGGCCUCUAAAACCCGAGAUGGUGGCAGCCGUUUCAUUUCAAGUGCAACAGAAGGGGAAAACUUUGAGCAGACUCCGUUAAGACGCACAUUUAAAUCCAAAGUUCUUGCUCGCUAUCCUGAGAAUGUUGAAUGGAACCCUUUUGACCAGGAUGCAGUGGGAAUGCUGUGUAUGCCUAAAGGGCUUGCUUUCAAGACACAAGCAGAUUGCAGAGAACCUCAGUUCCACUCUUUCAUUAUCACUCGUGAAGAUGGCUCGCGGACAUUUGGAUUUUCUCUCACGUUUUUUGAGGAGGUCACUAGCAAGCAGAUCUGCAGUGCAAUGCAGACCCUGUACCACAUGCACAAUGCUGAAUAUGACAUUCUUCACAGCCCUCCCUCCAAUGACAAGGAGAGCUGCAGCAGCACUGGGGACUGCAAUGGCACCUCUGUCUCAAAGCUGCAGCGGUUUAACUCCUACGACAUCAGCAGAGACACUCUCUAUGUCUCCAAGUGCAUUUGUCUGAUUACUCCAAUGUCUUUCAUGAAAGCUUGUAAGAAAGUUCUGGAACAGCUUCACCAAGCAGUGACUUCGCCUCAGCCACCGCCACUACCUUUAGAGAGCUACAUCUACAAUAUUCUCUAUGAGGUUCCUCUUCCUCCAGCAGGAAGGUCAUUGAAGUUUUCAGGUGUUUAUGGACCAAUUAUCUGCCAGAGGCCAAGCACCAAUGAACUACCAUUGUUUGAUUUUCCUGUUAAAGAAGUUUUUGAAUUGCUUGGAGUAGAAAAUGUGGUUCAACUCUUUACCUGUGCCCUUUUGGAGUUUCAGAUACUGCUUUAUUCACAGCAUUAUCAGAGGCUGAUGACAGUGGCAGAGACCAUCACAGCACUAAUGUUUCCAUUUCAGUGGCAGCAUGUGUAUGUUCCUAUCCUUCCAGCAUCCCUCCUUCAUUUUCUAGAUGCUCCUGUCCCUUACCUCAUGGGCUUGCACUCUAAUGGACUGGAUGAUAGGUCUAAGCUGGAACUUCCUCAAGAGGCAAACCUGUGCUUUGUGGAUGUAGACAACCAUUUCAUUGAGCUGCCAGAAGAUCUACCCCAGUUUCCAAAUAAACUUGAGUUCAUUCAGGAAAUUUCAGAGAUUCUGAUGGCUUUUGGAAUUCCACCUGAGGGAAACCUGCACUGCAGUGAAAGUGCCUCCAAGAUGAAGAGCCUCAGAGCAUGUGACCUGGUUUCUGAUAAAAGAAAUGGGAACAUAGCAGGAUCACCUCUGAAUUCCUAUGAGCUGCUAAAGGAAAAUGAGACUAUUGCAAGACUCCAAGCACUUGUUAAAAGAACAGGUGUGAGUCUGGAAAAGCUGGAGGUACGAGAAGAGACCAGUAGCAAAAAGGAUCUUAAAAUUCAGUGUGAUGAAGAAGAAUUCAAGAUUUACCAGCUAAACAUUCAGAUUCGGGAAGUUUUUGCCAACCGCUUCACACAAAUGUUUGCAGAUUAUGAAGUGUUUGUCAUUCAGCCCAGUCAGGACAAGGAAUCCUGGUUUACAAACAGAGAACAGAUGCAAAACUUUGAUAAAGCUUCUUUCUUGUCUGACCAGCCUGAACCUUACUUGCCUUUCCUCUCAAGAUUCCUGGAGACCCAAAUGUUUGCUUCCUUCAUUGACAAUAAGAUUAUGUGCCAUGAUGAAGAUGACAAGGACCCUGUUUUGAGAGUUUUUGAUUCCAGGGUGGAUAAAAUCAGGCUGUUGAAUGUCAGGACACCGACUCUGCGCACAUCUAUGUAUCAGAAAUGCACAACCAUUGAUGAGGCUGAGAAAUCUAUUGAAUUAAGGCUGGCAAAAAUAGAUCACACUGCAGUUCACCCACACUUGCUGGACAUGAAAAUUGGACAAGGGAAAUAUGAGCUUGGAUUUUUUCCUAAGCUUCAGUCUGAUGUUUUAUCCACUGGCCCAGCAAGCAACAAGUGGACAAAGAGGAAUGCUCCUGCUCAGUGGAGGCGCAAGGACAGGCAGAAGCAGCACACGGAACACCUGCGUCUGGACAAUGACCAGAGAGAGAAGUACAUCCAGGAAGCCAGGAACCUGGGCAGCACCAUCCGGCAGCCCAAGCUCUCCAACCUCUCUCCAUCAGUAAUUGCACAAACAAACUGGAAGUUUGUAGAAGGCUUGUUGAAGGAAUGCAGAAAUAAGACUAAGAGGAUGUUGGUUGAGAAGAUGGGUCGAGAAGCUGUGGAGCUUGGUCAUGGUGAAGUGAAUAUCACAGGAGUGGAAGAGAACACCCUGAUAGCCAGUCUGUGUGACCUCUUGGAAAGAAUAUGGAGCCACGGUCUGCAAGUCAAACAGGAUAGAAGCUGUACUGCUUUCGUCUUAGAAGACAGAGCAUCAGUUUACUCUGCCUCAAGCCAGGUUUGGGCCUUUCAGAGCAGCAGACGGCCAACCCUUCAUAAGGGAAAGUCUGCUCUGUGGUCUCAUCUGUUACAUUACCUAGAGAACAGACAAAGAAGAACCACAUCAGGCAGCUUCAGUACCUCAGGAAUACUUCUUGAUUCAGAAAGACGAAAGUCUGAUACAAGUCCAGCCAUGUCACCUCUCAGAAUCUCUCUCAUCCAGGAUAUGAGGCAUAUCCAGAAUAUCAGUGAGAUCAAAACAGAUGUUGGCAAGGCCAGAGCUUGGGUUCGCCUCUCUAUGGAGAAGAAAUUGCUCUCCAGGCAUCUGAAGCAGUUGCUUUCAGAUCAUGAACUUACAAAGAAGCUCUACAAGCGUUACGCGUUCCUCCGCUGCGAUGAUGAGAAGGAGCAGUUCCUGUAUCAUCUCCUGUCAUUCAAUGCUGUGGAUUACUUCUGCUUCACCAAUGUUUUCACAACAAUCUUGAUACCAUACCAUAUUUUGAUUGUUCCCAGCAAGAAACUCGGUGGCUCAAUGUUCACAGCCAAUCCUUGGAUCUGUAUUUCGGGGGAGCUGGGUGAAACAGGAGUCCUGCAGAUUCCCAGGAACAUAUUGGAAAUGACUUUUGAGUGCCAGAACCUGGGAAAACUGACCACAGUGCAAAUAGGACAUGAUAAUUCAGGGCUGUAUGCCAAGUGGCUUGUGGAAUAUGUUAUGGUCAGAAAUGAAAUAACAGGGCAUACUUACAAGUUUCCCUGUGGAAGGUGGCUGGGGAAGGGGAUGGAUGAUGGCAGCUUGGAGAGGAUCCUGGUGGGAGAGCUGCUGACUUCCCACACGGAGGCCGACGAGCGGCAGUGCCGGACGCCUCCCCUGCAGCAGUCUCCAAGCAUGAUCAGGAGAUUUGUCACUAUCUCACCAAACAACAAGCCAAAGUUAAAUACUGGUCAGAUACAAGAAGCUAUUGGUGAAGCUGUUAAUGGUAUUGUCAAGCAUUUCCACAAGCCAGAGAAGGAGAGAGGCAGCCUGACCCUGCUGCUGUGUGGAGAAAGUGGACUUGUGUCAGCUCUGGAGCAAGUGUUCCAGCAUGGAUUUAAAUCACCAAGACUCUUCAAGAACGUCUUCAUUUGGGACUUUCUAGAAAAAGCACAAACAUACUAUGAGACCCUUGAGCAGAGUGAGAUGGUCCCAGAGGAGAACUGGCAGACAAGGGCCAGGAAUUUCUGUCGCUUUAUCACUGCUAUCAACAACACCCCCAGGAACAUUGGGAAGGAUGGCAAGUUUCAGAUGCUGGUGUGUCUUGGAGCCAGAGACCACCUUUUGCACCACUGGAUCGCCCUGCUUGCAGACUGCCCCAUUACAGCCCAGAUGUAUGAGGACAUGGCCCUGAUUAAGGAUCACACGCUGGUGAAUUCUUUGAUUCGGGUGCUGCAGACCCUGCAGGAGUUCAACAUCACCCUGGAGGCAUCUCUGGUCAAAGGAAUCGACAUCUGACCUCCUGUCCCACAGGAAAAACUGUCUUUACACACACAACAAAAAGCAACAAGGAGUGAAUCUCGUUAGUAUGCAAAAGUUCUUGCCAGUACAUUGUAUCGUGAACUUGUUCAUGGCCCAGAAAUGCAACUUUGACUUUUCUUGAAGGAAACUCCAGAAAUAGUACAGGCAAAUGGAUAGAAGCUGUAAACUCAAUGUAAAAAAGAGGAUUUUGGUAUAAAUCUAUUUUAGAGUUUAUUUGCUGAUUUGCUUUUUACACACUUUCAUGUGAAAGAGAUAGAGAUGAGUAUUGUGCAGCUUAUUUUAAAGCUGCAGUAUUUCCUUGCCAUAGAAAAUGUGCAGUGAGCCUUUCAGCAUUCUGUGAACUUGCCUUCAGAUAUGCUGUAUGUCAUAGACCCCAGUGUAUACACUCCAUUUCUGCUGAGAAGGUCAUUCUAUAGUUUUUAAACUAAUAUUUUAUAUAUUAACAUUAUUACCAAUGUUUGAUUUUUAAGGUGUUGGGUCAUGUUCUGCUGCAAGGGAACUACAGAUUUGAUCUGUGCUUUUAAUAGCUCCAAAGCACUGAUUUGUCAACAAUAAUUUUUUUCCUUUAUUUUUGCUGUCAGUAUUAUUUUUAGUGAAAUCCAGGAGACUGAACCGUGAAAUGUCCAGAGAUCAAAGUAAUAUUUUUCAUAUUGGUACGUAAUUGCACAGAAGAAGAAAUUAAGUCUGUUUUUUAACUGAUGUUUUUUAUUUAUUUAACCUAUCAUUGUGUUUUGUAAGUUUGUCUUUAAAAAAAAGUCUUCUAUGAUACAACUGGCUAUAUUAUGUUGCAAUUCAGAAUUUACAGUGUAGCCCACUUAAAUGAAAAAUCUGGAAUAAUUGUUCAUAACACAAGAACAUUUCCACUUAAACCAGCCUUUUGAAGCUUGGUGUCUGGUUGCUGCUGGUAAUUCUCUUAACUGCUAAUAAAGAGGGACAUGAGUUCCCCAGAUGCCAGAUGACUAAAUAAAAAUCUUUAUGCCCCAUCUAAAGUAAUAACAGUAUACCUUACUAACAACUAAAAGGAUUUCUUAAUGUUUCUGAAAGGACAGUGGUAUUAAGGUUUUUUUCUUUUCCUUUUGAGUGCAUAUGUCUUGGAUCCCAUUGUCACAGUCUGCUUCAUUUGGGAUGCUUUUGUUUUUAGCAAAGAAAGUUUAGGCCAUUUCUGCUAUGAAACACAAACAUUUUGAAAGCUUAAUUUAUUGGAGAUCUGCAACUUGGCAAAUGCCUAAAGGCAUCUCUGUUCAUUUGAAUCCUCUGAUAAAAAUCUCUUUGAAAUGAAUAUGUGACUUAAGAACAGGCUGAUUUAUCAGCAUCACAAAUUACUGUACAGAAGUUCAGGGCUGUGUAUUUAAGAGGUCUCCACUGUAUAAACUUAUCUCAGUAUUGUCUCUCUUUGGAGAAACAGAAUCCGAGUUUUUUGGUUCAUACAAUUUUGUAGCACUUUUACUUUACCUACAGCUUAGUCACAUCUUGUGAUAGUUUUAUUUCCAUAAUUUAUGAGUAUAGCACAUGUAUUAAAUUUUUGACUAUUUUUAAUUUUGUCCUAUUUAUUUCAUUAUUAAACUGAGAAGUUCCUUUGU